Messenger RNA from Planococcus citri (citrus mealybug), 1995 nucleotides. Its product is annotated as saccharopine dehydrogenase-like oxidoreductase. Lineage: Eukaryota; Metazoa; Arthropoda; Insecta; Hemiptera; Pseudococcidae. The record is from RefSeq and is a predicted model, not a curated record. The transcript has 9 exons. Gene Ontology annotation, cellular component: lipid droplet; mitochondrion; plasma membrane. Gene Ontology annotation, biological process: glycolipid biosynthetic process. The coding region runs from base 160 to 1455 and encodes 431 amino acids.
AGUGCUGAUAAAGUUGGCGGAUGAAUGAAAACGACACGCAUUUCAUUUAGUAUUUACUGAGUAUAUAUAUGAUGCUGAUCUAGAUCCAGGAGUAAUUUUUUUAUUGAAGUUGAAAUCAAUAAUGGUGAAUUACCAGAUUUGAAAUCCGAAAUUCAAAAAAUGGAGCCUUUCAAAGUUGACGUAAUCAUUUUUGGAGCGACCGGUUUCACCGGAAAAUAUAUCGUUGAAGAAUGUGCAAAUGUAGGAUCCGGUCAGUUCACAUGGGCUAUUGCUGGUAGAAAUGGUAAAAAACUGCGAGAAUUAUUGGAGAAAACCAGUGCCAAAACAGGAAUCGACGUGACCAAUAUUCCGACCAUCAUUGCAAACUGUGAUGACGAACAAAGUCUCGAUGAAAUGGCUAAACAAGGACACGUCGUGAUUAAUUGCUCUGGUCCUUACAGAUUUUACGGCGAGCCUGUCGUCAGAGCUUGCAUUCAAAAUAGCGUUCAUUACGUUGAUGUUUGCGGCGAGCCUGAGUUCAUGGAUAAAAUGCAAUUAUUGUAUAACGAUGCAGCUCAGGCCAACGGAUGUUACAUUGUUAGUUCUUGUGGAAUGGAUUCAGUUCCUGUAGAUCUUGGAGUUGUACAUUUUAUGAAAAAUUUUGACGGUCAAGUGAAUUACGUUGAAUCUUACAUGAGAUUCACCAACAACAGAGAUACGUAUGAGCCCGUAUGUAAUGUUACAACUUGGGAAAGUGCUGUUCACGGCUACAGCAAUAUUAAAAAUUUGAUCGAAAUACGAAGGCAGUUAUUCUCGAAAGCUCGAAAAUUGAGACCGCAGCCGCUCAUUCCUCAUCGACCAACUAUUCAUCGUAGUGAAUUAUGCGACAAUAAGUACAGUAUUACAUUCCCAGGAGCUGAUAGAUCUGUUGUAGUUCGCACUCAGAUGUUCUUAGCUGAACAGUGUAAUCUGAGACCGGUUCAAUUUAAUGCCUUCAUGAUAUGUGAUUCGUAUUUGAUUUUAUUGGCCAUGUUGAUCGUAGGAUACUUUUUACAAACUCUUACGAAGUACAGUUUAGGAAGAACUUUGUUACUGAAGUAUCCUGAAUAUUUUUCAUUGGGUAUGUUCUCACGAAGUGGUCCAUCAGAAGAGGCUUUAUCGAGUUCUACGGCGACCUAUAAAUUCGUUGGAGAAGGAUGGUCUUCUUCUUAUUUGAAAAAUAUCAGCGAGCCAAAGACGAUCACUGAUCCAGCCAAUGUUACUAUGACUACGAUGGUUAAUAUCAAAAAUCCUACUUAUGGAUUCACUGCCAUGUGUGCUGUCCUAUCUGCUGUGACUUUGCUCAAAGAACCUGAAAAUUUACCUCCAAGAGGUGGUGUUUAUACUCCAGGAGGAGCUUUCUACGAUACCAAAUUCUUGGAGAAUAUGGAAUCUCGCGGUGUAAAGUUUGAAGUUAUUGAAACACGCCAGAAAUGACGUGCUUCUUUUACUUUUUCUUUUUACCUAAGUUACCGAUAUAAUUUUACAUUCAAUUCGAGGAACUAGAUAACUAUAUGGGUGUUAAUGUGAUGUACUUGUAAGUUUAGUUUACGAGUCGCCAACUUCAAUCGAGCUGAAGUUUGGUUCCCUGAAAGAGCAUGUAAUGUCACUCAGACCUCUGAACCUAAAUUUUCCGUUUUCGAUGUUGGUUUUUAUAUUUUUGGUGAAUUUUCAAAAAUGUCAGAAUCAACUGCUGAAAAUUUGGUUUUGAGGUCUGGGUGACAUGCUCUUUCAGUGAGUCAAAUUCCAGCUAGAUCGGAGAUGGUAACGAGUUAUAAAGGUUCCUUUGUUAGGUUAGGUAUGGGUAAUAUUGGAAAAAUCAUGACCACUUAUUUAAAAAUGCAUUCCUUCGCAAGGUUUAUUUUUAUUUAAUUAAUUGAAACAUAAGAGUAGUUGUUGAAUCGUGAACAAGUUGAAGUACUUAUUUGAUCUUUUGUUUUAUUACAUGUAGCAAAUAUAUAAUUUAAUGAAAUCGAA